Drosophila suzukii is the source of this 9247-nucleotide messenger RNA. The record is from RefSeq and is a predicted model, not a curated record. Lineage: Eukaryota; Metazoa; Arthropoda; Insecta; Diptera; Drosophilidae.
AAGAUCAAAAAGAAAAUGCCGGAGGCACGUCAGGGAUGUAUUACAUAUGACAUUCCCUCAAGAGGGAAAUAUGAAGGUCUACCGAUGAAAACUUUUUAUUUAAACAAUGAAAAUGGAAGCAAUUGGAAGAGUGACUUGAGCACCAAGGCACUUCAACCCAUAGAAGUUGAUCAGUCGGUGAGGAGAAGGACCAAGAGCAGUCGCCUGAUAUCCUGUUGCUGCAUGCGCCACUCCACGCGGACAGUGGAGGAAGUGAUCCAUUUGGAAGGGGAGGCAAUUAGUGGCGAUCAGCAGGUGCCGCACCUUGGACCACUGAAGCUGUCCAGCUCCUUGCCCACCACUCCACAGUUGGGACAACGGGUGGUGCGAGGACGUGGCUACAAGAAGCUCUCAUGGAAUGACCAGCCGGCCCGGGAACCAUCCAUAUCAAUGAUCGCCCAGGGCCAGGAGGCCAGGGCCAAUCCGCCGCUCACCUAUCUCAGCCACAACAACAACAAUAACAAUAACAACAACAAUGAUGAUGAUGAGGAGGUGUACGAUCCCAUUGCCAAAUACUUUGCCAACACGCAGCAUCAAAAGCUAUCUCCUCGCAUCGCUGCGAAAAGCUCACGGAUUCUCUGCGAGAAUUGCUGUGGGGAGAGGCAGCAACAAGUUGGCAGCUCUAUGGACCGCCAAAAGCAACAGCAGCAGCAGCCGCAGCAACAGCAACAGCAGCAACAUCAUCAGCACCAGCAGCAGCAACAGCUGCCGUUUGGGGACUACGAUUCAGUGUCCGAUUUGUCGUCGUUUCGCUUUGUCUUCGAUGGGGAGGAAGUCGAUUCCACGAGGCGCGUAUUAGUCGAUGCUCAUUAUGAGGAUGCCGCUGACGAUGACGAUGACGUUGCGCGGCCGCCGGUUAUAGAAAUAGAAAAGCGGCAGCCAAACACAUCAACAACGAAAACGGAAAAAUCAACAGUGGCAAUAGCAACAGCAACAUCGUCUUUGGGAGACGCGUCAUCGCCAGUGUUGUCCCUGUCAUCCGAAAUCAGCGACGAGUCACCAGCAAUUUGUUGUUAUACAAUUGACAAAAAACUGUCACAGCAGCAGCAUCUGAAGCAGCAGCAGCAGCAGCAGCAACAGCAGCAACAUCUCAACCAGCAGCAGCAACUGCAACACUACAAUUCCUGUGCCACCGUUAGCCAUCGAAGCUAUCGCCAUCCGCCACCAGUUCCUCCAAAACCGCGUGUCUAUAUAGACUCUUCUGUAUCCGAUGAACCAGCUCUGAAGACCCGACGUUUGGUCUGCCAUCAGCAGCAGCAGCAGCAACAUCAUCAUCAUCAUCAUCAGCCACCUGCCAACUCCCCUCACUAUCCUCCUCGAAUCUACCCCGCCAACAGCUGUUGCCUCCCCAAGGAUUACAAUCCCUAUGCCUUCGAGGGAAACUUCAGCAACAACAUCAAUUACAAUUGUCGUUUCGGUUCAAGUGGGGAUUGCACUUGGGGAUUGGUGAAGGGGCCGCGAUCCCUAUGCUAUGAUCGACACGGCCGCCUGACCUUCGACUCGGAACCGGAACCGGAAGUGGUGGUAGAAAAGAGCAACGGAGUGCAGAAGUCCCUGAGUGAAUCGCGUUUGCAAGUACAAUAUUACGCAGAGCCCAAAGUUCCUUACGAUCCGUAUACCGACUUAUCGCGUGUGACCGCGAAUGUUAUAAACCCCGAAAGAAGCGACCGGGAAAGUACGUUUUCUCUGCCCCUGCAACACAAUCGUGAGUGCAAUGCACUGACCCAAGUGAAUCCCAUAAACUAUAAUCAUCUAAACCAAGUUAAGCGGAACCAUAUACUCCUGCCCUGUCACUGCAAUUCCCAUGUGGAUGCUCCAUACGAGGUUAACAAGGAGAACGGGCACACAAUGGAGAAACGACGUAAUACCCUGGACCGCUUUCAGCGCCUUGGUUUUGGACGUAAAUCAUCACCAGCUGCCCCAGCCUCCACCUCCGCAUCCACGUCCACGUCCUCUUCCUCGCCAUCCACUUCCGGUCCGGAGAAGCAGCGCAAGACUUCGGAUCGCUCGGAGCGUCUGCGCGAGCUAACAGAACUUUUGCGGGGCGGAGGAGGUGGCGGCAGUAGUUCCCGCGCCUCCUCCACGCCCACUCCGCCACCACCGCCACCGCCGCCACCAGUGCCACCGCCUCGAAAGCCCCGGACUUCCCACCUGGAGCGCCAGGAUACAGGUGCCAGUCACACUUCCGAGUCGGAGGCGGGCAGCAUUCAUCACAGUGGGGGAGGAGCAGGAGGAGGUGGCAGUCUCAGCACCGCAGCCCGCAUCUUUGCUUCGCUGCGGCCAAACACCAGUCUCUCCAACCUGGAGGCCUUCAUGCUGAGCAACCGCGAGAAGUCCAAGUCCCCGCCCCCACCUGCGCAGCAGAAUCAAAACCAUCGACCUGCGGCCAGCAGAUGCGUAGAUGCGUCGGCCACUGGCGGCAGUGCCAGUUUCGAGAGCACGGCGCUAGCAUCUCGGCCGGAUUCACGCAGUGCGCACCACAAGGUGGCACCAUUUCGCUCGGUUUCCUUUUCGCAGAUCGACUGUAAGUCCACGCUGAGCGCUCUAAGGGAUCGCCUCAAGCGGGACAAGGCCAUCGAGGCGCCCAGUCCCAGUCCUACGCCCUCUAAAGAGGAGGACCAUCAUCCAGAUCCCGGCUGGGUGCGAAUACCCCUGAAGAAGACCGAACUCAGCAUCAAUCUGAAUUACGGCCAGGAAAAGUCCCUUGAUCACGAAGCUAUCCAGGAGGAGGACAUCUUCAGCAACGAGUUGUCCGCCAGUGGCAGCUCGGGCAUCCUCUUUCCAGUGGCUGCUACUGCUGCCACCGCCAGCAGUGUGAUAGCCGCCCAUGCCACCAUGGAAUCCCUGACAGACACCAUUCAAUCGGAGAGCGAUUGCCUGAUCAAGGAGGAGGUGCAGCCGCAUAUACAUCCGGUCUUGGAGAUCACACCACCCACUUCCUCGGUGAGUGGCAGUGCACCCAAUUUGGCCACCUUGAUGGAGGAGCAGCUGCCACUGGAGGCACCACCGGAUAACUUCCUGCAGACAGCCACCACCUGCGAGAUACCAGUGCCCGUUUAUGAGUGUGCUGCCCAGGAAUGGCUGGAGACUCCGGCCCAGGAAUGGGUGGAGGUGGCUCCCGAGGAGUUUGGCAUUGUGCCAGAGACCAUACAGCCACCCAUUCCGCAUGCAGCCUGCAAAAUAUCCCAGACGCCCUCGACUUUGACCACAGCUGUGCGGAGUGACCUGGUGCCCACCAUAUCAGUGAGUCGAUCCUCCGAGGAGGGUGACGAGCUGGCCAAGAUCGAGGAUGUGCCGCAAGUGGAGGUGGCCACCACGGCUAAGAAUCCCUCGGUGGGGCAGCACUGCAAGCAGUAUAGCCACGAUGAUCUGGACCUGACCAAUGUGGAUCUGAGGAGCUCCCUGGAGGCCAGCACACCGCGGCACAGUACGGAUGAGCGGCAGAGGAGGCACCUGGACAAGUCCACCAAACGGAAGGGGAUGUACAUAGACAAUGCGGACUGGCAGGCUCCGGAGCCACCACAACGUGGCCUUGCUCUGGACAUUGGGGUGGCCAAUCUGAAUGCCAUUAAACCGGAAUCCUCGGAUGUGAGCACGCCCGGUGCCUCGCAUAUGUACAUCAGCAGUCCCCAGAGCUCCUAUUCCUUUGAACUGAACCCCGAGUUGGAGAAGGGUUCCCCUUCCUGGGGCAGCGGCGGAUUGGGACGCGACAAGGCCCAGCUGCUGAGCAACUUCAGCUGCCACAGCAGCGAGGAGAAGGACGACGCCUCCAGUCGCAGCCUGAGCUUCCUGCGCACCGACUCCACCUCGGACAACGAGUGCGACCGGGCUGCCAGGGAGCGGGAAAGGGAGCGGAUCACCUCGAGUCCCACGCCCAGUGGAGGCGACUACGACUACAAGCGAUUCUCGAAGCGACCCCUCAGGGGUCCCUAUGGCCAGAUGCUGGAGGCGGAGAUGAAGAAGCCCAACCGGAUGCACUUCGAGGAGAUCCUCGAGGAGCUGCGCGAAACCGACAGCUUGCACCUGCGUGGAUCGGCUCCUGGUGGGGCAGCUGGUGGCUGGGGUCCCUCCCGCAAUCUGCCGCAGCACUCCAACUCCAUGAGGGUGCGCAAGACGAGUACCUUUUUGCCGGUGCCAUCGCAUGCUCGAGCGGCUUCUACACCAUCGCAGCUGGAGCACACCAACAAGGCCAUUUCCGCGGCCACCGCCCAGAUCUCCGUUUCCGCCAAGAACCUGAGCGAGGCGGAGUUGGAUGACCAGCUGCACCACAUGAAGCGCGCCGCCUCCGAGGCUCCGGCCCCCAAGUCGCACCAUAGCAAGCGCAGCCAGUCGAUGAGCACAGAGCGACCCAGUCUGCACCACCAUCACAGUCAUGGUCACAGUCACGGCCAUGGUCACAGCCACAGUCACCAUCAUGCCGGCAAGCGGAGUAUGGAUGCGGGAUCUGGCGAUAAGGCAGGGAAGAAUUCUCCCCCUGCUGGAGCUUCGGAAUCUGGAUCGGGAUCAGCAGGAGGUGGCAAGGCGGGCCUGAAGCCAUCGCCCGCUUUGUUGGCCGAGCUGCUUAAAGGAUCCAGUGAGAAAAUGGUCUCCGAGCAGCGGAAGAAGACUAUAGCGGACACCCGCACUUAUGUGGUGCAAGAGAUCUACCGUAAUGAGCAAAUCUACGUGGAAUCCCUGCAGACCGUCGUUGUUAAGUCUAAAGUGCUCAAGGCCCCCGAGCAUGCCGGCAUGAUAGACACCCGCACGGUGGAUGAGAUCUUCUUCAUGGUUCCCGACAUCCUCGAGAUUCACGAGAAGUUCCUGGGCGACCUAAACCGACUGGAUGACUGGGAUGUCCAGCAGAAAGUGGGCGAUGCAUUCAUGGAUACGUUUUCGAAGCUAGAGGUUCUGGAGGUCUACACAUCCUUUGUGAACAACUGCAAUAGGGCCAAGAACGCCAUACGCUCCAUGAAGCACCAGCGACCCUCGUUUUCCAAGUUCCUCGAGUCCACAGCUCGGGAGCACAAGGGCAAGCUUACCCUGGACAAUCUGCUCAUCAAGCCUGUGCAAAAGUUCCCCAACUAUGAACUGCUCUUCCAGCGAUUGAUUAAGCACACCGAUCACGAUCAUCCGGAUAAGAAGCACUUGCAGGAUGUGCUCAAGCUGGUCCACGACAUUCUGGUCCACAUCAACUGCAAGGAGCGCGAGAUCAUGGAGAAUGGACAAAGGGAGGCCACGCUGCGGGAACGAGGCGUCAUCGAGGGCAUCACCGAUCUUAGCCCCGAGAGGCAGUUCCUGCUCUUCGACCUGGUAUCCAUGCCAUCGGGACAGGGGGCGCGCAAAGAUCGUGGCUUCUUCCUGUUCAACGAUCUGCUCGUCCUCACCAGCAUCAAGAAACGAAGCGGCACCAUCCGCAAGCCCAAUAGCAGCAUCUGCCCGGGCACCGUGGCCACCACCCUGGACAAAAAGUACAAGUUCCUCACCAAGAUCUCGCUGGACUGCCUGGAAAUUGUUAAAUCCAAGGACGAAAACAUCAAGCGCAUCGUCAGCGAAAUCGAGACUUUGGCCGAAGACUGCAAUAAACUGCAGCAAAUCACCGACAUAACCGUCACCCUUAAGUACCCGCAUCAGUAUCUGGAGGAUGUAAUCCGCGAGCUCCAUCGCGAUGUCCAGCGACAGCUCUCCGAGCGCCAAACAAACGACACCCAGCUGAAUAUGCUCGAGCUGACAGUCAGUUCUCCAAAUGGCAACCAGAAGCUGACCGUGGUCUUCAACAAGACGGAGAAGCGCACGCAAUGGGAGGGCUUCAAUGAGGCCAAGCAAAAGCUGGCUGCCACCCUGGAGCGACAUCCCAUUCCCGAGUUCCUCACCUCCAUACCCAUCCGCAAGACCCGCGCCGGCCUGCAGUUCACCUGUGCAGCCGCCACGCUGAGUGACAAUCGGGAUGUCUGGGUGUGCAACAGCGACGGCUACGUGGGUCAGGUGUGCAUCAUGUCCCUGCAUCCGGAACCGAAUGUCACCAGCUGCAAUGGCGUCUGCAAUGCCCGCAUCCUGUGCGUGGCCUCAGUACCGGCUUAUAGCUCGUCGGCCUCGAGUCGGAAUAGUAGUGGUGAGCAGUCAGGAUCCGGUGGCCAGGAGGAGAAGGACAAGCGGAACACUCCCCAGAGCUACACACAGCAAUUGAGGGACUAUCGCAAGAGUAUCUCGCCCAGCUUCCAGAGUGCCUCCGCAUCGGCAACGGCGACGCCCGAGAAGAAGAAGCUGACGCCCACGCCCACGCCGGUGACAAGUUGGGGUGAUCCUGCUGAUCCUGCGGCGACCACCGCCGGCGGCAGUGAUCCUCAGCUGGAACUGAAUCUGAGCUCCAGCGACGAUGAAACAGAGGCUGCAGGCGCCUCGCUGAACGUCGCCGGAGCGGGUACGGGAUCUGGAGGAGCUCUGGGGGAACGGGUUCCCAGUCCUGCGCCCUCAUACCAUGGGCAUCAGGACUCGAAUCCCGAGGAGGGCGAGAGCAAUCAAUCAACCAUGUGGAUUGGCACUGAAGACGGCUGCAUCCACGUUUACAAUAGCACUGACAAUAUUCGCAUUAAGAAAAACCGCAUCAAGAUCGAGCACCAUUCGGCCGUCUAUUCCAUUUUGUACCUGGACAAUCGUGUGUUUGUAUCAUUAGCAAAUGGUGAUAUCUGUGUUUACCUGAGAGAUGGUGCCACCUCUUGGAAUACUUGCUCUUCGCAUUGCCUGUCCAUAGGCACGGUUACCAGUCCGGUGAACAAGCUCUUGAACGUCAACGGACGACUUUGGUGUUCCAUUCAGGGCAUUAUCAAGGUGUUGGAUGUGGAGACCUUAACGGUCAUCAAUCAAAUACAGAUUUCAUCGGACUCGAAGCCCAUCACAAACAUGACAGUCUCAAACAAUCAUGUGUGGAUAUCCAUACAGAACUCAGCACACAUAAAGUGUUUCCAUUCCAAUACCCACCAACUGAUUACCGAAGUGAAUCUCGCCCCCGCCGUUAACAAGAUGCUUUCGAAUUGCGAUGAAAUCAUCCGGCAGCACAAGGCCGCCUGUCUGCGGGUCACAUCGCUGCUGUGCUGCAAGGAUCUCAUCUGGAUUGGAACCAGUGCGGGUGUUUUGCUCACCAUCCCGGCGCAGGGUUACGAGAAGGGUGAUAACAUUGUGCCAACAGGCAUUCCACAUGGUCACACGGGACACGUGAGGUUCCUCACCUUUGUGGAAACCACGGGAUUGGAGGGAGCUGCACCUGGGGAGCGCGGAGGUCGGGAUGCAGGCGGCUCCACCAGCGACGAGUACUCCAAACAGGGGUCCAUCAAGCACUCCAAGUCCAAGUCGGAGACGAACAACACCCUGAUCAUUUCCGGCGGCGAUGGCUACGAGGACUUCCGCAACUCCGGUGCCAACUCGCUGAGCGAGAUCGCCGGACGUGAGGACAGCACCAACCAUCUAUUGAUAUGGCAAAUUUGAAGCAGAAGGCGUAAAAACCGCUGGAGGCUCCUGCUCUCGCGCUGGAAGAACAACAACUGAGAUCGCCUCAGUGGGUGUGUCCUUUGGCCAGCGCUCGAGUGGAGAGCCCGGCGGUUUUUAUGGGCCGAGCAUUGAUCGAGAUCGAUAUCCAGAUCCCCCCAUCCCCCAGGAGAUCUGCAGCAGCUGCUAAGCUGGAAAUUAGUAGGAUUAGCUGACGGACAACUUGACGAACUGAGGGACAAACUGGACGGCUGUACAGAUGAAUUUGGAUUGCUCGCAGAUGGGAGGGAUUUCACCUGUUUGGCAUUUGAUGUAUUAUGUGACUUCCCCCAAUCACACCCGACUGGUCACCCAAACAGUGCCAAAACAAACACAUACGACUCCUGCGAUUUGGGAACACUUUCAAUGUACAUACAGAUCGCACCGCUGAAGAGGAGGGAAACCAACUGGAUUCCACAGCAAAAGUACGAUAGAUAUUUUUGUAUUGCUUAUAGCAGGCAGACUAAUUGUAAAUCUAAAAACCCCAUUCAAGUGUUAAAAGUUCGAGCCUAAGUUCGUUUGAAUUGAAUACAGGUCUAAGUGUAACAUAACAUUAAUCAUACAAAAUUGUGUACGAGUUUAUCCAUCUGAGGUUCUGAUGUUCUGAUGUUCGAUCCCCCCUGCCCUGCAUUAAUCGAAUUUAUAAACUACAAACCACUCAAGGGUCAUGUCACUUAUGUUCGCAUGUGUCUCUCCAAAACAAUGAGUACGCAUGCCCAGGAUAGGCUUGUAAAAAUAAUGAAAAUCGUAGUCUAAGCAUCUCCCUAUUUUUAUUGUAUACAUACGCGCGUAAUAUAUACAUAUACAUAUAUAUAUUGAUAACUAUACCGAUAACUGAUUAAAUGGCGUUUAUAAAGUUUAUUGUAAAACCUAUUUCAUGCAAGAGAAUUGAAUUUGAAAAUUGCAAAUUUUAACACAAAUACGAGUGAUAUUCAAGUUUUUGCUAAAGUUUUUUGGGCAUGUACAAAACGUUAAACCCACACUAAACACUCACACCACCCCACCAUCCUGCCCCACCCAACCUAUCCUAUCCUAAAUCUAAAUACUACCCACUAAAAUAAACAUAUAUAUAUUUUUUCUAAUUGAAUACUAAAUUGUAAGUUGUGCGCACCCCAAAAUCAAGCAACUCAAGCGACCCAUCAAUUGGCGGUCGUCGUCUCAAGCUCGAUCGUCUGUCUAAGGUAGCAAAUUGUAAUAAUUUAAGUAUGAAUAUAUUUCUAUGUUAUAGUCUGGUUGGUUAUUAACAUUAAUCAUUGUUCAGUGCAGUAUUUCAAGUGUAUGCUAAGCUCUUCCACCAUCGAUUAUCCCAACAACCGAAACCACUAACAACACUAAACCACAUCAACAUAAACCGAACCACCGAGCGCGGUUUCAUCUGUUAUUUGAGUGGCCAAACGCAUCCUAUGAAAUGUAUAAAAUGCAUUUUCUCAUAUUCAGUGAACAUCUGACAAUUGUUAUCCUACCUCUGCGAAUACCAAGGUGUUAAAUAUAUAUAUUAUACUCGAGGUAUUGCUCUCGGCCGACGUAGAAUGAUCCUGAGAAUGGGAUCAUCAGUAGUGGAUGCUGGAGCUGAAACAGGAGAAACUCCCUAAAUGAGCUGUAAUAAUAGAAUCUAAAACAAUAAUUCCCCCCUUUGCCAAGCUGCAUUGUAAGGUUCAAUAAUAAAUUGUAAAUGUGUUGAAGAAAAAUAAAUAUAUAUUACUUAUAUGGA